Messenger RNA from Rodentolepis nana, 345 nucleotides. NCBI's taxonomy places the organism in Eukaryota, Metazoa, Platyhelminthes, Cestoda, Cyclophyllidea, Hymenolepididae. The record is from the annotation of a GenBank genome assembly.
AUGGUUCUCCGAAGAAUUAAGCCACCAUCGAAUUUCCGGUAUGGGCACAUAGAUCAACUUCCAUGGCUUGCUCCAACAUUCGCCAAACAUGGAAAUCACCUCCUAGUCGAUCUUCAUCCACAAGUGACAGCUCACAAAGAAUCGGAUUGCAUGAUUGGAGAGAUGGAUAAGCUUCUCGAUUCUAUCAAAUUUGGAAAAUGCGAUGGAAGGUCAAAACAGGAAGAGGACUAUGAAGAUGACUUCGAAGAUACUACUGAUAGCGAUGUCAGUAACAAAGAAGGGGAAGAAAUUAGCAGUUUUGGGCAAGAUUACAGCACUGAAACAUUUGAGGACGAUGUUGAAUAG